Folsomia candida is the source of this 3954-nucleotide messenger RNA. It is a transcript of the gene pnut, whose product is annotated as septin-7. Gene Ontology annotation, cellular component: septin complex; microtubule cytoskeleton; septin ring. Gene Ontology annotation, molecular function: molecular adaptor activity; GTPase activity; GTP binding. The record is from RefSeq and is a predicted model, not a curated record. Lineage: Eukaryota; Metazoa; Arthropoda; Collembola; Entomobryomorpha; Isotomidae. The transcript has 18 exons. Bases 210 to 2816 code for a protein of 868 amino acids. Gene Ontology annotation, biological process: cilium assembly; cytoskeleton-dependent cytokinesis.
UUGAGUUUGACGGUUGUGAAGGAGGGGCAGCACAGCAGAGCACAACCGUCAAUGUUUUCUUUGUAUCCCUUCCUACACGUGAGCUCAUCAAACCAAAACAUUUCCAAGUUUCCUCGUUUUUUUUUGAAAAAUUUAUACCUUAUUCACUGAACAAAAGUAGAGUGUGAGUAUCUAAAACUCCCGAUCGACUGUCAAUUGUCGAUGUGAAAAUGCAGAAAUCUGAUUUAUCAUCAUUAAGAUCUGGUCCCCAACCUUUUCGCCAAUCUCCAGCGAAGACAACUGCAGCAGCAACAGAAGCUUGUAGUGGAGGAGAUUGUCUGGAAGAGUGCAGUUCAGCAUCGCCAAGUAACAACUCUAUGGUUUCUGAAAACUUUGUUGAAUCUGACGAAACGCGACAAAGGACGUCGACACCCCAACAAAACAAGUCACCGGCGCCCCUGUCGUUCGAUAUGAGCGGAUCCAACCUUAAUCUUAACCUCGGAUCCAAGAAUGCGAUAACUUCUCAACAUAAAAACUUGGCUAGUGCGAGUCUCAACGCUGCAACAACCCUGCUAUAUUCGAGUGGACUUAGUACUUACAGUAGUGGGGGUAGUUCGCGCUUGUUGAGAGGAAAUUCUGAAGUGGACAAGACCAUCGUGGAAGAAACUAAGCAGAAGGGUGCUUCUUCAGCUGGACAAAACACAACGACCAGUAGGACGUCCACCACGACGACAGCCUCAGCCACGUCUUUGAGUACCACAGCCAUGUCCAAUAGUACCACUUCUGCCACUAGUCACACUACCAAUGGGAGUUCCACUACAGGGGUUGCCUAUACUAAUGGUAGUUCUUUGACGGGAACUGGGAGUUACAGCAGUAGCACUGGGGGAAAUUAUCGUUUGGCGAGUUUAGAUCGCUUGGCCCAGCGUCAGAAGCUGUAUGAGCAGAAUGGGUCUGCAGUUGGGGACAACUUACAGAGCAAACGCGAAAUGUUUUUCAAGAACGACUCAUCUCCUGCCCCAGCUCUUGUAAACACAAUAAAUACGAGUGGACCCUCCGCCGCUCCAACCGCCCCUACUGCUGCUACUGUUGGUGGGCUGGCUGCCAAACCAGAUAUUUCUUCCAGGAAUGCCAUCGACACAAGUGUGACGCGGACGCAUCACACGAAUGGAAACAACAUCGAAGACAACAAAGAGAGAGAAAUGAAGGAGAAAAUGAAACUCGAUCGACCUGAAAAGGACAAGCGAAAAAAAGAGUUAGAUGGCUAUGUUGGAUUUGCCAACCUCCCAAAUCAAGUGUACCGUAAAGCAGUGAAACGAGGGUUUGACUUUACACUGAUGGUGGUCGGCGAAUCCGGUUUAGGAAAAUCAACGCUGACGAAUUCCAUGUUCUUAGCCGAUAUUUACUCUCCAGAGUACCCUGGACCCUCAUUAAGAUUAAAGAAAACAGUGCAGGUUGACACAUCGAAAGUGACGAUGAAAGAAAACGGAGUAAACCUUUCCCUUACCAUUGUUGAUACUCCUGGAUACGGUGACAGCAUUGACAAUAGUCAAUGCUGGCAACCAAUUCUGGAUUAUAUUGAAAAUCGAUACGAAGAUUUUUUGAAUGCUGAAUCGAGAGUGAACAGGAAGACACUAUUAGACAGUCGAGUUCACUGCUGCUUGUAUUUCAUUGCUCCUUCUGGACAUGGACUAAAGGCUUUAGAUAUUGAAUUUAUGAAAAAGUUGCACGAUAAGGUCAACAUCAUUCCAAUAUUGUCGAAAGCUGAUACAAUGACGCCUGAAGAAUGCAGCCACUUUAAGAAACAAGUGAUGAACCAGAUAAAACAACACCAGAUAAAAAUCUAUGAAUUUCCGGACUGUGAUGACGAAGAAGAAAACAAAAUUAAUAAGCAAAUGCGAGAUCGGGUACCAUUCGCUGUUGUUGGAUCUAACACGGUAGUUGAAGUUGAUGGGAAGAAAGCGCGAGGGAGAAAAUACCCAUGGGGAACAGUACUAGUUGAAAAUCUUGAGCACUGUGACUUUGUUGCUUUACGAAACAUGGUGGUCAGAACGCAUUUGCAAGAUUUGAAGGAUGUGACAAACAAUGUUCACUAUGAAAAUUUUCGGUGUCGGAAGUUGGCUGGUUUGGGACCCGAUGGAAAACCUGUCAAAGGGUUUGAUAAUAAUGCUCAAUCGCCAGGAAUUCCUAAUUGUUUUAUUACAAUCUGGAAUCCCUUGGCCCAAAUGGAAGAAGAGAAGAAAAAUCAUGAUGCAAAAAUGAAAAAGAUGGAAAUAGAGAUGGAGCAGGUCUUUGAAAUGAAGGUCAAAGAGAGGAGCCAGCGAAUAACUGACUCUGAGAAAGAUCUGAAACGUCGAGAGGAGCAAAUGAAGGUUCAACUGGAAAAAUUAAAACGGGAUAUCGCCGACAAAAAGAAACAAUUUGAGAAUGAUAAACUCGUGUGGGAGCAAGCCAACGGAAUUUCUGUCGAGGAGCUGAGGCGUCGAAGUUUGGAGGCCCUGUCGAAAGAGACCUCUCCACGAAAAUCCUUUUUUAAGCGCAAAUCUGCUGCAAAACAAGGAAAAGUGAAAGAGAAAAAGACAUCGACAUCUGCAUUGGAAAAGGUCAAAGAAGGCUCCAUUGUUUCUGCCAAAUCGAAGACUUCAACCCUUGUGCCAUUCUCUGGGAUCGUUACAAAUAAUUCUAACUCAAAUGGAGAACCAAGUGACAGCGUUACCAGCGUCGAUGGUUUGCAACAAAAGACGGCGACGGUGAAGCGUAGUACGUCCAUGCCCAAAUCUCACCCCACCGUUGCCAGACGAAGAACAUCUUUUAAAGGGCAUGAAUGUUCCCAGUCCUAAUUAUUAUUCUUUAUAUUAUAUUUAUUUACUAUUUGUAGUAGACGUUGGACAAUCAGUGUUUCAAUCAUUGUGCUUUUAACUGUGUGAACGGCUGUUUUGUAUAAUAGAUACAAGAUUGGUAGUACUACUUGGUAUGAUAAUUGUCGUUGCUAUCAUCAUCAAUCUCCAUCAGAUCUACUCCAGCUGAUAUUAAUAUUUACGUAGUGUUAUACUAUGUAUUAUUUAUUUAUUUUUAUUAUUGCUACUAACAUUGUUGUGAAUUUCCUUCAAUUAAAGGGCUGUCGAUGGGAAGAAGCCGAAAAAGAAAGGGAUUUUCUAACAAUUGGGCUUCACAAACAACCACACAAGCUUACCUGCAACUCCAGAAAUUGUUUUCCUACAGCCGACAUUGAUCGUCAUUGAUGAAAUUAAUCGUUCCACGUGAAGUUCUUUCUAUACAUUAUUAAAGUUAAACAGUUACCCGUUCAAUACCAAGUAUGUGUACAAAUGUAAAAGUAAAUGUUUACAUACGACGAUACUGACCAAAACUACAAUAAGUUAUAUUCAAGAUUCGCUACUCUUAUUAUAUGCUCAUGUAAAAUUAAUCUCAGAAAGACAACGAGUUCUUCUAUUCCUAAAGCUAUUAAUUUGUCUACUAACCAUAAUAAUAGCUAAUCUAUUAGUACUAAACACAGCUAAUUAACAAAAAUUGCCAAUGCAAAAUGGACAAAUGGUCUACAUUAAAUAUAAUCUAACGAGGCUGAUUCUGUAACUGACACUACAUAAUAAUAAUUAACCUUAAUACUAAUACAUAAUAAUAAGAUUUAUUACAUGAAUUUUGUAAUCUUAAACAUAAACAUAAUGUCACGUGUUGUUUAUCUCUCUGUAAAAAUCGUAAAUUGACUAGGAAAUUUUUCUACAUCUGAUAUUUCAAUUGUAGAAUCCAUAAUGCCGAGACUGUCGUUAUUAUUCCGUUCCAUGUGCAACAUGCAUGGAAAGCUUCCAAAUAUUCUUUAAUUGUUCUGUCAGCGAUUUUGAAGUAUGUCCUUUAUUUUUAAUAAGUAUGUACAACUUUAUGCCAUUUUGUAUCCGACAAAGUUCCACUUGCCUCAUGUUGAUUGUAACUUUAAGCGAAUAAACAUUUUUUGGUACUAUGAAA